AUGAGCCAUCCGUUACAAGGGUUUCCUUCAUUUUCUAUGCGAGAGUCACAAAAUAACUUCAAACUUUGUCCCAGAGAUGAAAUCAAAAGUCCACCUCACAUACAUGAAAAGGGCAUCUCUAUGGAUUUAAACCAAGACCCAAUUAUUCGGGAGCAGUUUAUUUGGCUCGUGGCUAAGUCAAAGUUUGCUACUUCUGGGCAUGACAGCUUAGAACCUAAGGGACCACAGGUCAUCACCCUGGGCAGAACACUUCAGCGGAAAGUGUUUCAACACAGCUUGGGCCAACAUACAACGGCAGCAUACAAUGGAUGCGUGCUUUUUGAUGGCAGUCAUCGAGACUGGAAGACAGUGCUACAGCAGGAUAGAGAGUUGAAUACACCCUCCAGAGAAUACCAGAAGUUUAUAUGUGCUCUCUCAUCUUGCAAACCAAGAUUUGGAGUGGAUCAAUUACGAGAUGACAAUCUAGAAACUUACUGGCAGUCAGAUGGCUCCCAGCCUCAUUUAGUGAACAUCCAAUUCAGAAGAAAAACAACAGUGAAGACAUUAUGUAUUUAUGCGGACUACAAAUCUGAUGAAAGCUAUACUCCAAGUAAGAUCUCAGUCAGAGUAGGAAAUAAUUUUCACAAUCUUCAAGAAAUUCGGCAACUUGAAUUGGUGCAACCAAGUGGCUCGAUUCACGUUCCCUUAACUGAUAAUCAUAAGAAGCCAACUCGCACAUUCAUGAUACAGAUUGCUGUUCUAGCCAAUCAUCAGAAUGGAAGAGAUACCCACAUGAGACAAAGUAAAAUAUACACACCCGUGGAAGAGAGCUCCAUUGGUAAAUUUCCUAGAUGUACAACUAUUGAUUUCAUGAUGUAUUGCUCAAUAAGGUGA
This is a messenger RNA of Eubalaena glacialis (North Atlantic right whale), 873 nucleotides long. Its product is annotated as anaphase-promoting complex subunit 10-like. Bases 1 to 873 code for a protein of 290 amino acids. Gene Ontology annotation, biological process: protein K11-linked ubiquitination; anaphase-promoting complex-dependent catabolic process. Lineage: Eukaryota; Metazoa; Chordata; Mammalia; Artiodactyla; Balaenidae. The transcript has 3 exons. Gene Ontology annotation, cellular component: anaphase-promoting complex. The record is from RefSeq and is a predicted model, not a curated record.